AUGAUGAGUGAUGAGAAGAACCUUGGGCUGUCCCCAAAAUUGGUCUCCCCUUCCAGGAGCCCGAGCACCUGCUCCUCCAAGCAGGGAAGUCGGCAGGACAGCUGGGAGGUGGUGGAAGGACUGAGGGGCGAGGUGAACUACACCCAGGAGCCACCAGUGCAGAAAGGGUUUUUGCUGAAAAAGCGGAAGUGGCCCCUGAAAGGCUGGCACAAGAGAUUCUUCUAUCUGGACAAAGGAAUCUUGAAGUAUGCCAAGAGCCAGACGGACAUCGAGAGGGAGAAGCUGCAUGGCUGCAUCGACGUGGGGCUCUCGGUGAUGUCCGUGAAGAAGUCGACCAAGUGCAUAGACCUGGACACCGAGGAGCACAUCUACCACCUGAAGGUCAAGUCAGACGACGUGUUUGACGAGUGGGUGUCCAAGCUCCGCCACCACCGCAUGUACCGGCAGAACGAGAUCGCCAUGUUCCCACACGAAGCGAACCACUUCUUCCCGGGGCAAACCGUCCCCGACUCCGGGCCCGGGGCCCUGGAUCCCCUCUCCGGUCGGAAGCGGAGCAGCAUAUCAAAGCAGAACUCCUUUCAAACCGGAAGCAAUCUGUCCUUCUGCGGAGAGAUUCGCGUCCCCUUGUGGCUGCAGCACUCGGAGGACAUGGAGCAGUGCUCCAAAGACCUGGCCCACUGCCACUCCUACCUGCUGGAAAUGAGCCAGCUCCUCCAGAGCAUGGACGUCCUGCAUCGGACGUAUUCCGCGCCCGCUAUCAACGCCAUCCAGGGUGGAGCUUUUGAAAGUCCCAAAAAGGAGAAAAGAUCGCACAGGAGGUGGCGGUCCCGAGCUAUUGGCAAAGAUGCUAAAGGAACACUACAGGUGCCUAAGCCUUUUGAUGGCCCACAAAGACUGCAUUCUUCCAAUCCCAAUUUGUCAACACUAGAUUUUGGAGAAGAGAAAAAUAAUUCUGAUGGCUCUGAAACUUCAUCUGAGUUUUCUAAAAUGCAAGAAGAUCUGUGUCAUAUUGCCCAUAAAGUUUACUUCACUUUAAGGUCGGCUUUUAACACCAUCUCCACGGAGAGGGAGAAGCUGAAGCAGCUGAUGGAGCAGGACGCCUCGUCCCCCUCCGCCCAGGCCCUGGGGCUGAAGCGCGCCCUGUCCUCCGCGCUAGCACAAAACACAGACCUUAAAGAACGCUUGCGCAGAAUCCAUGCCGAGUCCCUGCUCCUCGAGCCCCCUGCUGCUGACAGCCUGGCAGAGGAGAACUCCGCCGACGACAACCGGCCCCUGGUCCAUCAGCUCUCGAACGAGAGCCGGCUCUCCAUCACCGACUCCCUGUCGGAGUUCUUCGACGCCCAGGAGGUCCUGCUGUCGCCCAGCUCCUCGGAGAACGAGGGCUCCGAGGACGACUCCUAUGCCAGUGACAUCAGUGAUAACCUGUCCGUGGACAAUCUCAGUAAUGACCUGGACAACGAGAGACAGACAUUGGGGUCGGCUCCGGAGAGCGGCGGGGAAGCCACGUGCAAAAGGAGGACGUGCCUGCCGGCGCCCUGCCCCAGCAGCAGCAGCGUGAGCCUGUGGAACAUCCUGAGGAACAACAUCGGCAAGGACCUGUCCAAGGUGGCCAUGCCCGUGGAGCUCAACGAGCCGCUCAACACGCUGCAGAGGCUCUGCGAGGAGCUGGAGUACAGCGAGCUGCUGGACAAGGCCGCGCACGUGCCCAGCGCCCAGGAGAGGAUGGUGUACGUGGCCGCCUUCGCCGUGUCGGCCUACGCGUCCAGCUUCUACCGCGCCGGCAGCAAGCCCUUCAACCCGGUGCUGGGCGAGACGUACGAGUGCAUCCGCCAGGACAAGGGCUUCCGCUUCUUCUCCGAGCAGGUCAGCCACCACCCGCCCAUCUCUGCGUGUCACGCUGAGUCUGAAAAUUUUGUUUUCUGGCAAGAUGUGAGGUGGAAAAACAAGUUCUGGGGCAAAUCCAUGGAAAUCGUUCCCAUCGGCACAACCCACGUGACUCUGCCGGCUUUCGGGGACCACUUUGAGUGGAACAAAGUCACCUCCUGCAUCCAUAACAUCCUGAGCGGGCAGCGGUGGAUCGAGCACUACGGGGAGAUCAUCAUCAAGAACCUGAAUGACGACUCCUGCCACUGCAAAGUGAACUUCAUCAAGGCAAAAUACUGGAGCACGAACUCGCGCGAGAUCGAAGGGACGGUGUAUGACAAGAGCGGGAAGGCGGUGCACCGGCUCUUCGGGAAAUGGCACGAGAGCAUCUACUACGGAGGCCCGUCCUCCUCCACCUGCGUCUGGAGGGCCAAUCCCAUGCCCAAGGGCUACGAGCAGUAUUAUGGCUUCACACAGUUUGCACUGGAAUUAAAUGAAAUCGAUUCAUCCUUGAAGACUUUAUUACCACCCACUGACACUCGAUUUAGGCCAGACCAAAGGUUCCUGGAGGAGGGGAACGUGGAGGAGGCCGAGGCGCAGAAGCAGCGGAUCGAGCAGCUGCAGCGGGACCGGCGGCGGACGCUGGAGGAGAACAACGUGCAGCACCAGCCGCGCUUCUUCAGGAAAUCCGCUGACGACUCCUGGGUGAGCAACGGCACCUACCUGGAGCUGCGGAAGGACCUCGGCUUCUCCCAGCUGGACCACCCCGUCCUGUGGUGA
This is a messenger RNA of Pipistrellus nathusii (Nathusius's pipistrelle), 2643 nucleotides long. The record is from the annotation of a GenBank genome assembly. Lineage: Eukaryota; Metazoa; Chordata; Mammalia; Chiroptera; Vespertilionidae.